AGGAAUGGCAGCUCCAGAAGGAUCUGCUGAAGGAGGAGAAAGCUGACCUUACCCAGGCACUGGCAAAGGGAAGGGAGUGUGUCUAUUGGCUGCUACAGAGGCGUGGUGCUCUUCUGUGCCUCACUGAAGCAACAGCGAUUUGCCACCAGCCCGAGUCAGCUAGCAGGGGUCUGGAGCAGCUGCUCCAGGACUUCUCUUGCCAAGGGCACACCCUGGCCCAGGUGACCAGAGAGAAGAAGUUGCUGGUGCAUGAGAGGGCUGCCCUAGAGGCCCAAGUGGCAGCCAUGGAGCGGGACCUACAAGGCCUUUCAGAGCAGCUGGCAGAGGCCAGGUCUGCGAAGGAGAGCGUGCAAUGCAGCCUCUUUGAGGCUCAGCAGCACGUUUCUCAGCUGGAGAUGGUCAGGAGUCGCCUGCAACUCCAAGUUCACACAGUCACGCAGGCCAAGGAGGUGAUACAAGGGGAUGUCAAGUGCCUUCGGCGUGACCUGGAAGCACAGAGAUCCCUCAUGAAGUGGGAACGGGAAGAGGUGGCACAACAGCUGCAGUGGACAGAACAGCAGUGCAGCCAAAUGCUCAGGCUUUGGGAAUGUGCUCAGGAAGAGGAAAAAAGAAAGCUCCUGCAAAACCUGGCAAGUGAGCUGGAAGGCCAGCGUUUGGAGACACAGGAGCUGCUGAAGCAACAGCAAAACCUUAUGGCAGAGGUAGAAAGGGAGCACGAGAGAACGCUCUUUGAGAUGAUGCAGGAAGCUGCCACUGUGAAAGCUGAACAAGAAAAGCUCCUGCAAGAAGUCGAGCGUGAGAAGACUGCACUGUUGGAGAGGCUCUGCCAGACUCAGGUAGAGCUGCUCCAAACCCAGCAGCAGCUAGGGCAGCUCAGGCAGCAGGUGAAAGAGGAGAGAGAAAAUGGGCAGAACAUCAAGGAAAAGCUGGAAGCAGAGCUGCAGGAAGCUCAGAGUCAGAUGAAGGCAGUGGAGAGGAGGCGAAAGGAAGAAAUGGCAAGACUGCAAGAUGAAAUCAGUCUCCUGCUUCAGCACAGGGAGGCUCUACAAAAGCAGGUCCUGCAAGAAAAGGCACGCGAGAAGACAACUCUCUUGGAGAAGCUGUGCCGGACUCAGGUAGAGCUGCUCCAAACCCAGCAGCAGCUAGAGCAGCGCAGGCAGGAGGCAAGAGAGGAGCGAGAGAAUGGGCAGAUCUACAGAGGCGAACCUGCCAGCAAACCAGUGGCUGCAGCAGCCCCCUCUAACGAAGCCUCCACUCCCCAGCCUGAGAACUCGAGCCCCAGCAGUUCAUCCAGCUCACACCUGGACACAGAGCAGCUGCGAGAGCUAAGAGAGGAGGAGUCCCUGAAGCUGCUGAGGAGCACUGUGAGUGUGGAAGAUCCACUGAAGAAAUACACUGAAUGGGAAAACAUUGGCAAAGGGGGUUUCGGCACCGUGUACAGAGCAUUCGAUGCUGUCACGGGAGGAGAGGUGGCCAUCAAGCUAGUCAAUCUCCAUCAACAGAGAAAAGAGGAACUCCUGAAAGAAAUCCUGGUCUUGAGGGAGAAGAACCACCCCAAUAUUGUUACCUAUGUAGACAGCUACCUUGUCAGUCAGGAGCUCUGGCUGGUGAUGGAGCACAUGGACGGAGGCUCUUUGACUGACGUUAUUAGCGAGACAUGGGUGGCCAUAGGACAGAUAGCAGCUGUCUGUCGGGAGUGCCUGCAGGGACUGGCUUUCCUUCAUUCCAACCGGGUCAUCCACAGAGACAUCAAAAGCAACAACAUUCUUCUGGGCCUGGAUGGAGCGGUGAAGUUGGCUGAUUUUGGCCUCUGUGCUCAGCUCAGCCCUGAGCACAGGAAACGGAGCUCCAUGGUCAGGACUGUUUACUGGAUGGCCCCUGAAGUUGUGAGAAGCCAACCCUACGGCCCCAAGGUGGACAUCUGGUCUCUCGGCAUCGUGGCAAUAGAGAUGCUGGAAGGAGAGCCUCCUUACUUUAAGGAGAGCCCUUCCAUGGCUCAAGACCUGAUAGCCAGAGAAAGGACACCACAGCUGCAGAACCCCUGGCUACACUCCUCUCUCCUGCAUGACUUCCUGAACUGCUGCCUGCAGAGGGACGGGGAGAGGCGAGCGUCUGCCCAGGAACUUCUGCAGCAUCCAUUCCUACAAUCAGCCGAGCCUCUAUCCAGGCUGGUUCCUGUGAUCAUUGCAGCGAAGCAGUCGAGGGAGUACAGGAGAUAACAAGACCAUUUCUGGACGGCUUUCUUGAGUGGGACUCAGAAUAAAAACUCGAUGGAAAGUCCCAGUUCUGCGGUAUUUGGUAUGGUCUGGAAUUGGGAAGAGUCUCCUUCCUUGAUCAACUCCACAGUGAACUGAACAGAACGGAACUGAACUGAAGGAAGGGAGGGAGGGAGAGAGGGCUGGGGGAGGCGGGGGAG
Molecule: messenger RNA, 2416 nt
Organism: Corapipo altera (White-ruffed manakin)
Lineage: Eukaryota; Metazoa; Chordata; Aves; Passeriformes; Pipridae
Product: serine/threonine-protein kinase PAK 3-like
Exons: 19
Coding region: 285-2219 (644 amino acids)
Biological process (GO): intracellular signal transduction; regulation of axonogenesis; protein phosphorylation
Cellular component (GO): cytoplasm
Molecular function (GO): protein serine/threonine kinase activity; ATP binding
Source: RefSeq, a predicted model, not a curated record